Messenger RNA from Cloeon dipterum, 4090 nucleotides. It is a transcript of the gene drosha, whose product is annotated as ribonuclease 3 drosha. Gene Ontology annotation, molecular function: RNA binding; ribonuclease III activity. Gene Ontology annotation, cellular component: nucleus; microprocessor complex. The transcript has 21 exons. Bases 170 to 4090 code for a protein of 1306 amino acids. The record is from RefSeq and is a predicted model, not a curated record. NCBI's taxonomy places the organism in Eukaryota, Metazoa, Arthropoda, Insecta, Ephemeroptera, Baetidae. Gene Ontology annotation, biological process: primary miRNA processing; pre-miRNA processing; rRNA processing.
AGGACUUAGGAGAAGUGUACCAGGAUAAAAGCAACCAUAAAAUUGUAUAAUUUGCCGAGAUGCAAAUAUUUGAAUAGUCGCUACUCAACUGCAAACAGUUGAAACAUACGAAAAAGAUGGAAAUUUCGCGAACGAGCUGAAAUAUUAGAAAAAACUAUCAGGCCCAGAAAUGUCUUACCCUGACGGCCAAAGCAAUGAGUACUGGCCCUACUGCAGUGGCGACACUCCACCACCGGCGCCGUCACAGUCCUAUUUGGUUCAAACUACCCAGAGGGUCGAGUACUUUCCGAGCAACAGCAGAAGCGAGCAGAAUCGCUUCACCGAGGUGCAUCACUACACGACUGUCAGCACCUCUUACGGUGCUUACCCAGGAACACCUCCAAACUUUUCAGUUCCUCCACCGGGCUACCCAGCAAUCAAUCAAGCUCCCCCAUCGAUGAGCUCAACGGGUGUCAAAAGAAAAUCCGACCUUGAGGUGGAUGGCUACAAAGUUAGCGCAGAAAGGGCAGAGAAGAUCAUGAAGAUGCUCCUGAAGCCAGAUCUUGAAAAGUCGCCCCCUCGGAGGAGCUCUUACUCUCGUGAAAGGUCAUCUCACGAGUACAAAAGGCGCAGAAGUCGUAGUCCUCGCUCUAACAGAGGUCGAAGUCCUCAGCCCAGACGCAGAAGCCCAGAUAAUUGGAGCAGUUCUAGAAGAAGGAGCCCAGACAGGAGGACACCGAGCAGCAGCAGCUCCAGGUCGAGGUACUCUCGGCGAGUCACUCCUGAAAGAGAUCGGAGGUCUUCCAGCAACAGGCCGAAGGAAAGGCCCGUGGGACGAGUGCAUCCGUACGGAAGUCAAUCUGUGCCUGCGAACAAGCAAGAUCAGAACCGGAACAAAAAGGAAACAGAUAUUCCCAAAGAGGCAGGGGAGGAGCGAAAUGGAGAUAAUGCUUCAAAAGGUGCUGAAAAGUACUUGUACGUCAGUUCCACGCCGUUUGAACAGUACUACAAGUACAUUCGAGGAGUGUUCCAACCCACUCAGCGCCAGCUUGAUUUGUGCAAGCAGUUCGAGGAGGAACUGAUACAACGGGGAAAGAAAACCAGGGCUAGCAAGCCCGCCUAUCCUCCUCUGCAACGGAAGCAAAAGCUACACAUUCACAAAUGUUGCCAAGAAGAUGACUGUGAUAGUUCAGAAAGUGAGGAUGACGAUGACGAUGGAAGCUCUGAAGACGAGGGAGAGUGCAGCUUGAGAGAGCUGGAGCACAAGAAGAAACAUCCUGACCGACUGCAUGCGGAAUUGUGGUUCAAUGAUGCUGGGGAGAUGAAUGAUGGGCCCCUGUGCAGGUGCAGCAUGCGUUCCAGACGGUCAGGCAUUCGCCAUGGGAUCUACGCCGGUGAGGAGCCAUUACCCGCGUGCAAUCCUGACUCGAACAAUGCUGAACGACUGUAUCACUACAGAAUAACUAUUUCUCCUCCUACCAAUUUCCUGACAAAACUGCCCACUGUGAUCAGUCAUGAUGGGCACGAGUACUUAUUCGAAGGGUUUUCCAUGCUCUCGCACUAUCCUGUGGGCAACCUGCCUGUUUGCAAAGUCAUCAGAUUCAAUUUCGAGUACACGAUCGAGUAUAUCGAGGAAGAUAUGCCGUACAAUUUCACCAUGCGUGAACUUGACCUGUUUUACCAAUAUUUAUUUGUCGAGAUGUUGGAACUGGUCGAUUUCAACAUGAAGGCGCACAAUGAUCCUGACGGCUGUCCUCGAUUCCACUUCUUCCCUAGAUUCGUGCGAGAGUUGCCUGAGAACGGGAUUUCUCUCCUGUGCAUGAGUGAGGUUAUGAAAUAUCUGUUGGAUAAAAACCGGCCGCUCGUAAAUGAAGAAGAUUUGCUGGAAUAUUUGAAUAAAUCUCAAACCGAGUGGCUCAAUGUUGCAGACGAAGUCAAAGGAAUGAUCGUGACCAACCCUGGUUUGAAGCCUAGUUCUAUUCGAGUGGACCAACUGGACAGGGAAAAGAUCAAGAAGGACUUCCUCACCUACCCAGAAAUCGUUCACUUUGGAAUUCGCCCGCCGCAGCUGAGCUACGCCGGAAACGCAGAAUAUAAUCGGGAGUGGCGAGAAUAUGUCAAGCUGCGUCACCUGAUUGCAAACUCUCCCAAGCCGUCGUCUGAGGAGAAGUACAACCUGAAAGUAAAAGAGGACCGUCUGCAGGAAAUGCGAAUGCAGAACAAGAUGAAGCGAGAUGUCACCGUCGCCGUUUCUGCCGAGGGUUUCUAUCGCACUGGAAUCAUGGCGGACAUCGUGCAGCACGCCAUGGUCCUUCCAGUGCUUGUUUGCCACCUGCGCUUCCACAAGUCGGUCGACCAGUUAGAGAAGAUCAUUAACUACCAGUUUAAAAACCGAUACCUUCUGCAGCUUGCGUUGACCCAUCCAUCAUACAGGGAAAAUUUUGGAACUAACCCAGAUCACGCCAGGAAUUCCCUGACCAAUUGUGGAAUUCGUCAGCCUGAAUAUGGAGACCGUAGGAUCCAUUAUCAAAACACUAGAAAAAGAGGCAUCAAAACGUUGAUUAGUAUCAUGUCCCUGCCGGGGCGGAAAGCCGAAACAGAAUCAAACAUCACGCACAAUGAGCGUCUCGAGUUCCUUGGCGACGCCGUCGUUGAAUUCGUGUCUUCCAUUCACUUGUUCUUCAUGUUUCCUGAUUUGGAGGAAGGUGGUCUGGCCACUUACCGAGCUGCAAUCGUGCAAAACCAGCACCUGGCCCUUCUGGCCAAGACCCUGCACCUGGAGGAGUACAUGCUGUACGCGCACGGCUCCGACCUCUGCCACGAUCUCGAGCUUCGCCACGCCAUGGCCAACUGCUUCGAAGCCCUGAUGGGCGCCCUUUACCUCGACGGUGGCAUCGAUAUUGCCGAUCGGGUGUUUUCCGAGACGUUCUUCAAGGGAGACGGCGUUCUUGCCAACGUUUGGAUCAGGUAUCCAAAACACCCGCUGCAGCAGGAGGAACCUAGCGGAGAUCGGCACUGGGUGCCGAAACACUUGACUUUACAGAAACUUGUCAAAUUUGAAGAGGACCACAUUGGCAUUCCUUUCAACCACAUUCGUUUACUCGCCCGAGCUUUCACAGACAGAAGCAUCGGAUACAAUAAUAUCACUCUGGGAUCUAAUCAAAGACUGGAAUUUCUUGGUGAUACAGUGCUGCAACUUAUUGCUUCCAACUACUUGUAUAAGCAUUUCCCUAACCACCAUGAAGGCCAUCUUUCGCUCUUGCGAAGUUCUCUGGUCAACAAUCGUACUCAGGCACGAGUCUGUGACGACAUAGGACUCACUGAGUUUGCCAUUUACUCUAAUCCUAAAUCGGAGUUGAAAACCAAAGACAGGGCUGAUCUCCUGGAAGCGCUGCUAGGCGCUCUCUACGUCGACAAAAAUUUGGAAUACUGCACCACCUUCUGCAACGUGUGCUUCUUCCCACGCCUGCGCCAGUUCAUUUUGAACCAAGACUGGAACGAUCCUAAGUCAAAACUUCAGCAGUGUUGUCUGACACUACGCACAAUGGACGGCAAGGAACCUGACAUUCCUUACUACAAAGUCGUCCAGUGCAUUGGGCCAACCAAUACCAGGGUUUACACGGUGGCUGUGUACUUCCGAGACGAAAGGUUGGCCACUGCAGAAGGGCACAGCAUCCAACAAGCUGAGAUGAAUGCAGCAAAGAAGGCUUUGCUCAAAUAUGAAUCGAUUUUCCCUCAAAUCAGCCAUCAGAAAAUGGUUCUUCAGCGGACCCUGACCAAAAAGAAACCACGACAGUAUCGAGCCAAGGAUAACGAAGCUGAACAGUCAGACAAGAAUGUCAAAGAGAAUGAUGCCGCAACUGGAGGCAAGAAGAAAAACGCGAAGAAAAAGAAAACAAAAGCGGACAUCAUUGAAGAGUCAAGCGCAACGGCUGUUCCGUGUCCAACCCUGAGCUCUCUGCUGAUGACCAAGAGCGUCAAAGAGGAGAGACCCGUGUUAAAUACGGACAUCGACUUUUCGCUCAGCAGCAGCGACAAUGACGUCGACACGCAGCAGAAGCUCAAGAAAGUCUUCACCCUUUCGGAGGGUGAAUGUUCCAGCAGUGAAUAG